Molecule: messenger RNA, 1931 nt
Organism: Physcomitrium patens
Lineage: Eukaryota; Viridiplantae; Streptophyta; Bryopsida; Funariales; Funariaceae
Source: RefSeq, a predicted model, not a curated record
AAUACACAUAUUCAAAAGAAAGGGACUGUGCAAUUCGUACAUGCAAGCCAAAGGUAAGACCACUUGUUUCACAUACAAAACGGUGUCCAAGUUGUUACGAGAACCAACCUUGACAACUCUUGAUUCAACAUUUUUUGUACAUCCUCGUUAACAAAUUCAACACAAGGCAGGGAGAAGUCUCUAGGUCAUCCCCGACGAGCUCGACUCUCAGAGCCCCGAAAUUUACUGCGUGAAUGCUUCAAAUUGCGGUUUAAACUGCGGUGUGAGAAAACGAUGGGAUUGAAGUAGAAUUGGGCUAUGCUUCUUAUUUGCGAUCGUAAGGUUGUAUCGCUCCUUGACUCCUCCGUAACUUCUAAGCGACGUUUCUGUAUUUUGCUACAUUCCGUUUUGGGCGUUUUCGGUGAUGAGCAAUCAAAGACAUAAUACAAGAUUAGCAUCGUAGUAAUAAACGACUGAGCAGAAGAAUGGUGCAGAAUUAAAGCUCUGAUGUGUCCACAGCAAAUCGAAAGUUGAUGAUGAAAUACACACUAGGGAAGAAGCUCGUUUGGCUUUGGGUAUGGGAGUACGUCUUAAAGCACACGUCAGAUGUGAAUCUUAUCAGGAAAUUAGCACAGUCACUUCCUGUUCCUGAGGACGUCUGGCGCUUGAAACAGAUGAUACUGAUCAAACAGCUCUCGUUUCUGGUUUCUAGAGGCUUGGAUAUUCAGAAGACACUGGACACCCUCGAGGCUCUGUAUCAUGCUUUUGAAAUUGAAUGUAUUGACAAAGCUGGAAUGAGAUCAGAAGAUAUACCAUCGUUCGUACGAUUCAAGGCAUCACAUCCCGACGCACCAGAGGUGAACAUUGAAACAAGGGACUCGCGUGAUUUGCAGUCAUCAGAGUUGAGCAACAACGAAGAGGAACUGUUCGUGUGGAAAGGACUUCAGCAUCCUAUAUUGGAAGUGAAAGAAGAGCUUCGUAAGUUGCUUAGACUUUCAGCAAGUGAGAAAUUGGAUGCAAGCAAUGCAAAGGUCAAGAUCAUUGAGAAUAAAUUGGCAACAUUGAUAAGGAAUUUCUGGGCCAUUUAUAGCCCAGUGUUCCUGGAGAAAAUUGAAGAGGCUGCCAAUAACGGAAAGUACAAGCUACAAGGAUUGUCGGUGAAGGUUCCAUCUGCAUCUGAUGAAAAUGUCACAGAUACAGUGGCCGAAAAUAGUGCUAACUCCAAAAACGAAGGGGUGCCUGAGAGUAACAUACGAGGCUUGAAUAACCGUUGUUUGGAAAUACCGAAGGAUGUCAAUGGAAGGAUUAAAGACUUGCAGAAACCACGACAAACAUUAGAUAAUAACCAUAUCGAGCUUCAGAAGUUUGUAAAGUAUCCACUUCCUCCACUUCCUCACUUGAAAAAACCAGAUAGUAAAACAGAGGCACAAGAGAACAUUCCAAGUGAGAUGAGCCACAACACUUCUGUAAAACGUAGUCUUCUAAAACCUCUCCCGUCCACACGAGUGCAGGGCUGGGAUGAAGCCUCAAGCAGCUGUUCUCCAUCUGAUUCAAGGCAAAUCCGUUUGCCACACAUCCUUAGACCCAAUCAUGUGACUUUGCCGCCUCGUUACUCGACGACAGGUGAUUACUCAUUUGCAACAGGAUCGGGCUUGAAGCGUGGACGGCAGAAAAAAAACUGGUCAGAAUUAGAGGUGGAAGCUUUGAAAAGCGGAGUUCGGAAAUAUGGGGAAGGCCACUGGAAGACCAUCCUGCAAAAGAAAAAAGAUGUCCUUUAUGCACGCACUGGGGUUGAUCUUAAGGACAAAUGGAGAAAUCUUGUGAAGUCCAACUUCGUUCACUCUUGUAGAGAUCAUACGACAUAAAACCAUGUUCAUGUUACAGUAUACCACUACAGCAAAACCAAAUUUCAAUGCUCUCAAAGCUUCUCAACCACUCUUUGCAAGUAUGUU